GCAUCUUUAGCAAACACUUCAAAAUCCUCCGGACAAAUAAGAAUUGCUGGGAAAACUAGUUGGACGCGACAGGAAAACACGCUGCGCCAGACAGGCACUGAAGCAAGAGAUCCCGGGAAGAAUAAAACGGCAAAAUCCGGGGGGGGGUUCUGGUUUUUAUACCUGGAGCGGGAGCAGACUCGCCAUGGCCGGGCCGCUUCAGAAGCUCAUCUCAGUCGUCCCCGGGGUCUGGAUCUUGCUGAUGCUCAGUCGAUGCGCCCAGACCGGGUCGGUGGUUGGGCACAAGGAGCCAAUUCCCGAUGACAGCAAGGACAACAUUACAAUCUUCACCAGGAUUCUGGACAGGCUGCUGGAUGGCUACGAUAACCGGCUGCGACCCGGUUUGGGAGAAACUGUGACUGAGGUGAAGACAAAUAUCUACGUCACCAGUUUCGGCCCGGUGUCGGACACGGACAUGGAAUACACGAUCGACGUGUUCUUCCGUCAGAGCUGGAGGGACGAGCGGCUGAAGUUUGACGGGCCCAUGCAGGUGCUACCCCUUAACAACCUCCUGGCCAGCAAAAUUUGGACGCCUGACACCUUCUUCCACAACGGCAAGAAGUCGGUGGCGCACAACAUGACCACGCCCAACAAACUGCUGCGGCUGGUGGACAACGGAACGCUUCUCUACACCAUGAGGUUGACCAUCCACGCCGAGUGUCCUAUGCACCUGGAGGAUUUCCCCAUGGACGCCCAUGCCUGCCCACUCAAGUUUGGAAGCUAUGCAUAUACCAACAAUGAAGUGGUUUACAUCUGGACCAAAGGGGAUGAGCGGUCCGUCGCCGUGGCGGAGGACGGCUCGCGGCUCAAUCAGUACGAUCUGCUGGGUCACGUCAUCGGCAAGGAGACCAUCAGCUCCAGCACAGGAGAGUACAUAGUGAUGACAGCCUAUUUCCAUCUGAAAAGGAAGAUUGGCUACUUUGUCAUUCAGACGUACCUCCCCUGCAUCAUGACCGUCAUCCUGUCCCAGGUCUCCUUCUGGCUGAACCGGGAGUCCGUCCCAGCACGCACCGUUUUCGGUGUCACCACUGUGCUCACCAUGACAACCCUCAGCAUCAGCGCUAGGAACUCGCUGCCCAAAGUUGCCUACGCUACAGCCAUGGACUGGUUCAUGGCCGUCUGCUACGCAUUUGUCUUCUCGGCUCUCAUCGAGUUCGCCACCGUCAACUACUUCACCAAGAGAAGCUGGGCGUGGGAUGGCAAGAAGGAGGCGCAGGAAAUGAGGAGAAGGGAGUCGGCCUCACUCUCCAAAAAAGCCAACAACACGUUCAACAUUGUGGGAACGACCUACGCCAUCAACGUGGCCAAGGACCCGGGGUUGACCACCAUUGCCAAGAGCGCCACCACAGUACCCGUGAAGAUGCCCAAGGUGGAGGAGCACAUGGUGGAGGCCAAGAAGUCCUACAACCGCGUCAGCAGAGUGGACAAGAUAUCACGCAUCAUCUUCCCCGUCCUGUUCUUCAUCUUCAACUUGGCUUACUGGGCGACGUACGUCAACAGGAAGCCGAUCAUCAUGAGGUCGAACCCGCAGAAGUAAAUCCACGACAGGAAAACCCCACGAAGCAGAUUUCGAGCGACCAAGUAUCGCCAGCUACUUCCUAACGUAUAUGAGUUCCACAUUCUAUUCGCAAGAUUACAUAGGUUUAGGCAUAAACGAUGUAGAGUCACAUAAAUAUAUCUGGACGUUCAUUUGUCGUUUCGUUUAUUUGUCAUACGAGAAACCUCCAUUGGGUGUUUCGUUUCUGCCCUGGCUUCCUCUGACCUAGCUAGCAGCUGCAAAACAUGAAGGGGAACACUGUACUUCUGUUCUGUAAACAAGGCUUUUUUAUCAUUUGAAGAGACGUUCAAGUGCCGCAAUGUUACUCUGCCAACAGGGGGGCGCCUCAUGAGGUAUACCUGGGCAGAGCCCGCAUGGUUCCUGGGCGCCCUCCUCUGUAGCCAGCACUUAUAGCAGUCAGGCUGCCUGUAGAGAAGCUGUAGGAGCGUCCUCAGUAGCCGUCACCCUCUGGCCCGGCCCGGAGCCGUCGUGACGCCUGGAAUUACUUUCGUCUCCCGUGGACCCAUCUGUGUGUUUUCCGGUCCAGUGGUCCUCAUUGUGUUUAAACUCUUCAGCGUGCUCAGUGCAAAGAAGAGAGGGAGGGAGGGAGAGAGAACGAGAGAAAGAAAGAAAGAAAGAAAAAGAAAGAAAGAAAGAAAGAAAGAAAGAAAAAGAGAGUGCCUUUCUGAAUACCACAUCUAGAUCGAUCUUAGGCGUGUGUCGAUGUCUCUAAAGUUAGAGUAGUAUGUCCCUUCCGCUGGUCCCCACAAGACGUUACACACAUGUGGGGUGACCUCCAUUGAAAUUGCUCACUAAACACCCCUUUGACCCAAGUAAGCAAAAUAAUGCAUCAUGUAUAUUUUGGAUUAGUGCCCCAUACACAAUGAAUAGCAUUCAACGUCAACAUUAGACCUUUAUAUAUAAAUCCCUGCAGAAUAUGACCAAAUGAAUGGGUUGAUCGAGCACUAGCUGGUAUUUACAACGGUUAUGAAAUCCUUUGGUUCCUCGCAGUAUUCUUUACGCGCGUCCUAUGUUUUGGCAUAUUUAUCAGCAGUUUAUUAACUUUUGCAUGGUGCUGUGCUUUAUGUUUAAUUACAGCACGAGAAAACCACGGCGUCAGUCUUUAUGUGGCAUGAGUUUUCUCUGCUUUUCUUCGUUUUUCUCUGCAUUUUCGUUUAGGCAUCUUAAAGCCGUUAGUUGACGAUGUCCUUUUAUCGGGCGUGCUACGCGUAUAUAUGCAGCCAAACUGCAUUGACAGAACACUGUAGCUACUCUUUAAUGAACGGUUCACCUUUGUGGAUGUCUAGAAGUAUGUGUCGUUAGUCGGGCUUAUAUUUUCGGGGUAGAUUAAAUAACAAAGGACCUUGUUUUUUGUAGAGUGUAGCAUCACCGAGUGAAACCAGGACUCCACAGGAUACCGCUGCAUGCAUGUAUCGAGUGUUUGUGUUUGUUUGUUUCUUUGCACGGUGUCCAAAUCGUACUUUGCUAGGCCUGCAUCCUGCUCAUGCGAAGGUGACCUGUGUUUCAUCCGUAGUGCGUGAAGAAUACCCAGCGGCACAUCCACGCCGAGUGGUGAGGGCCAGACCAUCCGUAAAGGCCGUCUUCCGUGCAUUAGGCGAACCUCUUCUGCCAGGUCCACACACUGCCGGCCUUUUCUGCAUUUUAUACCAAAAGGAAUGAGAUUUCUAAGUGCUACGGUUAGCGAGCCGCUUCAGAUGAGAGUAUAAUCAAGCUCUCGCCUUUGAUGCCAGAGGUAGUAUUCCGUCGCAAGUAAAUCUGGUUAACAUUUGUUGCAAAUUGUGCUCAUAUUGUACGUUUUAUCUCAGUUAAAACAUUUUUUUUCCUAAACUGAAAGGUAUGCAGCUGACAGGCGAUAAUGUGCGCUAAUCAAGAGAGUCACCAACAGAAGGGCAGCACAGAUAGGGUCACAGUGGUUGCUACAUGCAGAACGUGUGUUUUCUGCUUCUAAAUCAGCCAAGACGGCAAGCCCACCUGCAUCUGCAUAAACUUCCAGAACAUUCUAGGAGUUCCGGCCAGCCUCCCACACGAGUAUUGCGGCUUACGUAGCGAUCUCGCUCGACCUUUCCUUUUAAAAUCGCAAUGAGAAGUACAGCUUGUCUCGGUACCUGAGAACUGUGCGGCUUUUCUUUUAUGCCAGACAAAAAAAAAAAAAAGAGACGAUCAUGGUCAUGUUGUGAA
Messenger RNA from Brienomyrus brachyistius, 3775 nucleotides. It is a transcript of the gene gabra3, whose product is annotated as gamma-aminobutyric acid type A receptor subunit alpha3. The record is from RefSeq and is a predicted model, not a curated record. The transcript is spliced from 10 exons. Gene Ontology annotation, biological process: regulation of postsynaptic membrane potential; monoatomic ion transmembrane transport; synaptic transmission, GABAergic. Gene Ontology annotation, molecular function: benzodiazepine receptor activity; transmitter-gated monoatomic ion channel activity involved in regulation of postsynaptic membrane potential; GABA-A receptor activity. Gene Ontology annotation, cellular component: synapse; neuron projection; dendrite membrane. Bases 185 to 1576 code for a protein of 463 amino acids. Lineage: Eukaryota; Metazoa; Chordata; Actinopteri; Osteoglossiformes; Mormyridae.